Triticum aestivum (bread wheat) is the source of this 782-nucleotide messenger RNA. RefSeq names its product auxin-responsive protein SAUR21. The record is from RefSeq and is a predicted model, not a curated record. The coding region runs from base 95 to 469 and encodes 124 amino acids. Gene Ontology annotation, biological process: response to auxin. Lineage: Eukaryota; Viridiplantae; Streptophyta; Magnoliopsida; Poales; Poaceae. The transcript has a single exon.
ACCAAGCCUCCCAACCAGCUGAGAGCUAGCAGGAGCAGCAAGCGAACCAACGACUCCUCCGGUCGCUCGUCGGAGCCAGGCAAGGCAACGCAGCAUGUGUAACCUCAUCACGAUCCCGUCGGUCGCCUGGCUGCGCCGCGCCGUGCGCCGGUGGCGCGCCCGCCGCUCCACCUCCACCCCGGUGCCGGCGGGGCACGUCGCGGUCUGCGCGGACGGCGCGCGGUUCAUGGUGCGGCUGGCGCACCUCAGCCACCCCGCGUUCCUGGAGCUGCUCAGGCAGGCGGAGGAGGAGUACGGCUUCCCGUCCGGCGCCUCCGGCCCUGUCGCACUCCCCUGCGACGAGGACCGCCUCCGCGACGUCCUCCGCCGCGUCUCUUCCUCGUCCGACUCCACGGAGCCGCGCCGCUCCUCCUUCUGCCGCCGCCGCGGCGACUCGCGGCCGCUGCUGCAGGCGGUGGCCUUCCUGUGAGCGCGCCCGCGCGGCGGCACCGAACGAUCCAGCAACGCAGCGCCCAAUUUCUGGGUGCCAGAGCAGCAACUGGUGACAGACUCAGCACUCCGGACGCGGGAAAAAGACGAAGGCCAUCAAGACCGUUCGGGCCAGCGUGGCGGCGUGCUCCCGUGCCGUGCCCAGCGUAUUGCCGGCCGGCGAUCGGGCGCGUACUGGAGCUGCGUAGUACAGUGCGUGAUGGGGAAGUGAUGUUACAUGCUAGUAACUGAUUGAUUGAGGAAGGCGACGAUUUUUUGGGUUCUUUUUCUCUGUAACGACCACUCAACUCGCC